Messenger RNA from Sus scrofa (pig), 3578 nucleotides. Lineage: Eukaryota; Metazoa; Chordata; Mammalia; Artiodactyla; Suidae. The record is from RefSeq and is a predicted model, not a curated record.
AACUAUGUAACUGCCUGCCAGAGAGCUGGCCUCAAAGCUCCCAUUUGACUGCGUAGCGACGGCGUCUUGGCCUCGGAUCCCCGCGAGCACUGCACAGACCCGAGGGCCUGCGCCCUCCCGCGGUCGCCGCUUCCCGCCCACCUGCCCACCUGCCCGGUAAGAAGCGCCCCCGCGCGCCCGCCUGGGGGUCUUGCGGGCAACCCAGUUGUCAGGCACGUUGCUGAAGACCCUGUGGCUCCAAAGCAACGGGGCACACUUCUCACCUGUGGAGCAAAGAACAGCAAAUUGUUCUUCUCUCGAGGAGAAUCUUUUCCCUCCUCUCAGAAGGAAAGAUGUCGUCGGAUGGGUAUUCCGCGGACCAGAAUUUCUGCUAUCUCAUCUCGUGUUUCAGGGCCAGAGUGAAAAGGUACAUUCAGGUGGAGCCGGUAUUGGACUACUUGACCUUUCUGCCUGCAGAGGUGAAGGAGCAGAUUCAGAGGGCGGUCGCCACCACUGGGAACAUAAACGCAGCUGAACUGCUUCUGAACACUUUGGAGAAGGGGGUCUGGCCCCCCGGCUGGACUAGGAUGUUUGUGCAGGCUCUCCGGGAAACAGGCAACUCCUUAGCGGCCCGCUACGUGAACCCCGAUCUCACCGACUUGCCCUCUCCAUCCUUUGAGAGCUCUCAUGAUGAGUGUCUCCAACUGCUGAACCUUCUUCAGCCUACAGUGGUGGACAAGCUUCUGGUUACCGAUGUCUUGGAUAAAUGUGUGGAGGAGCAACUGUUGACAGGUGAAGACAGAAAUCGGGUUUCUGCUGCAGAAAAUGAUGGAAAUGAAUCAGGAGUAAGGGAGCUCCUGAAAAGGAUUGUGCAGAAAGAAAACUGGUUUUCUACAUUUCUGACAGUUCUGAGACAAACAGGAAAUGAUGCACUUGCCCGCGAAUUAACAGGCACCGAUUGCUGUGAAAGCAAUGCAGAAUCAGACACAAGUUUGGCAGAAGGAAGUGUCAGCUGCUUAGAUGAAAGUCUUGGACAUAACAGCAACAUGGGCAGUGAUUCAGGCACCAUGGGAAGUGAUUCAGAUGAAGAGACUGUGACUCAAAGAGCAUCCCCUGAGCCAGAGCUGCAUCUCAGGCCUUACCAACUGGAAGUGGCCCAGCCAGCUCUGGAGGGAAAGAAUAUCAUUAUAUGCCUCCCUACCGGGAGUGGGAAAACCAGAGUGGCCGUGUACAUUGCCAAGGAUCACUUGGACAAGAAGAAAGAAGCUUCUGAACCUGGAAAAGUUAUAGUCCUUGUCAAUAAGGUACCAUUAGUUGAACAGCUCUUCCGCAAAGAGUUCGAACCAUUUUUGAAGAAAUGGUAUCGUGUUACUAGAUUAAGUGGUGAUACCCAAUUGAAAAUAACAUUUCCAGAAGUUGUCAAGUCUUGUGAUGUUAUUAUCAGUACAGCUCAAAUCCUUGAAAACUCCCUUUUAAACUCAGAAGAAGGAGAAGACCCUGGUGUACAGCUGUCAGACUUUUCUCUCAUCAUCAUUGACGAAUGCCAUCACACCAACAAAGAAGCAGUCUAUAAUAACAUCAUGAGGCGUUAUUUGAAACAGAAAUUGAAAAACAAUAAACUCAAGAAAGAAGAGAAACCAGUGAUUCCCUUACCUCAGAUAUUGGGACUAACAGCCUCACCAGGUGUUGGGGGAGCCAAAAAGCAAGCCAAAGCUGAAGAACAUAUUUUAAAAAUAUGUGCCAAUCUUGAUGCAUUUACCAUUAAAACUGUGAAAAAAAAUAUUAAUCAACUUAAAGACCAAAUAAAGGAGCCAUGCAAAAAGUUUGUAAUCGCAGAUGACACCAGAGAAGAUCUGUUUAAAGAUAGACUUCUAGAAAUAAUGACAAACAUUCAAACUUUUUGCCAAAUUAGUCCUAUGUCGGAUUUUGGAACUCAACCCUAUGAACAAUGGCUCAUUCAAAUGGAAAAAAAAGCUGCAAGAGACGGAAAUCGCAAAGAUCGUGUUUGUGCAGAACAUUUGAAAAAGUACAAUGAGGCUCUACAAAUUAAUGAUACAAUCCGAAGGAUUGAUGCCUAUAAUCACCUUAAAACUUUCUACAAUGAUGAGAAAGAAAAGAAGUUUGAAGUCCUGGAAGAUGACAGUGAUGACAAUGGAGAUGAUAGUGAUAACGAUGAAGAUGAGAAUGAUGAAAAGAAACCUUCAAAACUGGAUGAAUCAGAUAUAUUUCUCAUGACUUUAUUUUUGAGAAACAAGAAAAUAUUGAAGAAGCUGGCUGAAAACCCAGAAUAUGAAAAUGAAAAGCUGACCAAAUUAAGAAACACCAUAAUGGAACAUUUUACAAGGACUGAGGAAUCAGCACGAGGAAUAAUUUUCACAAAAACACGACAGAGUGCAUAUGCCCUUUCCCAGUGGAUUACUGACAAUAAAAAAUUUGCAGAAGUAGGAGUCAAAGCCCACCAUCUGAUUGGAGCUGGACACAGCAGUGAGUUCAAGCCCAUGACACAGAAUGAACAAAGAGAAGUCAUUAGUAAAUUUCGCACGGGAAAAAUAAAUCUGCUUAUCGCUACCACGGUGGCAGAAGAAGGUCUGGAUAUUAAAGAGUGUAAUAUCGUUAUUCGAUAUGGUCUCGUCACUAAUGAAAUAGCCAUGGUCCAGGCCCGUGGUCGAGCCAGAGCUGAUGAGAGCACCUACGUCCUGGUUGCCCAAAGUGGCUCUGGAGUUAUUGAACGUGAGACCGUUAAUGAUUUCCGAGAGAAAAUGAUGUAUAAAGCUAUAGACCGUGUUCAAAAUAUGAAACCAGAAGAGUAUGCUCAUAAGAUUUUGGAAUUACAGAUGCAAAGUAUAAUGGAAAAGAAAAUGAAAAUCAAGAGAAGUAUUGCAAAGCAAUGCAAGGACAACCCAUCAUUAAUAAGUUUUCUAUGCAAAAACUGCAGUGUGCUAGCCUGCUCUGGAGAAGAUAUCCACAUAAUUGAGAAGAUGCACCAUGUCAACAUGACACCAGAGUUCAAGAACCUGUAUAUUGUGAGAGGAAACAAGGCACUGCAGACGAAGUUUGCUGACUAUCAAACAAAUGGCGAGAUAAUCUGCAAAAAAUGUGGCCAAGCUUGGGGAACGAUGAUGGUGCACAAAGGCUUAGAUUUGCCUUGUCUCAAAAUAAAGAAUUAUGUAGUGGCUUUCAAAAAUAAUUUAUUUAAGAAACAAUACAAAAAGUGGGUAGAAUUACCCAUCACAUUUCCCGAUCUUAACUAUUCAGAAUAUUGUUUGUCUAGUGAUGAGGACUGAUGUUUGAUUCCAGAUUCUUUUAAAAUAUUAUCAACUUGACCUUUCAUAGGAUUUUGAUGACAAUUUUCAUUAUACUACAGAACUGAUGUAAGAAUUAAUAAAAUCAUCGCUUUAUUCUGUGUUGAACUGUAUGGAAGAAGACAAUGUAUUAUGCUUUCCAUUUCUAUCUUGGUGGGCAGAGGUAAAGAAAUGCUACCAGUAAUACUCAUUAGUGAUUCUGGUACAGUGGAAAGAAUACUGGGGCAUAAAUGAGGAUCUGAGGUACUAAUCUCAAUCCUGUCACCAAUUUUCAGAAUAAAACGAAUCAGUUCAUCA